This is a messenger RNA of Oncorhynchus nerka (sockeye salmon), 4543 nucleotides long. RefSeq names its product MMS22-like, DNA repair protein (gene mms22l). The transcript is spliced from 24 exons. Gene Ontology annotation, biological process: double-strand break repair via homologous recombination; replication fork processing. Bases 631 to 4347 code for a protein of 1238 amino acids. Gene Ontology annotation, cellular component: nuclear replication fork. NCBI's taxonomy places the organism in Eukaryota, Metazoa, Chordata, Actinopteri, Salmoniformes, Salmonidae. The record is from RefSeq and is a predicted model, not a curated record.
CGCGGGAGAGACCGGCGGAAGUGAAAACACCAGACAGAGCGUUCAGAAAGGAUUCCAGGAUUUCAUCUGGAUUUAAGCUAGCUCGUUAACCACACCAAGCUGUUUUCUUUUUUAACUUGGCGUUUCAUUUAAUGGUGUAAUUGCAGUUUAUUCAACAGUGCUGCUAAUGUAGGUGUUUUUGACGAUGUUAUUCUCGGCAGGGCAUAAAGUCAAGACUCAGAGUAACUGCUACUGGUAGUGAACCACGGCGCAGAUUAGAACAAGGAGUUAGUUAUACAAAUCAAACGUUAGUAUUUCAGGGAACUGUAACGUUAGCUAGCUAGCUAAGUAACGUUAGAAGUUGGCCAACAUUAGCCCUGUAAGAUUACAAGGUUAACUUGGCUAACUACGUGUACGUUUUUAUAGAUGUGUUGUUUAAUUGUUUAUGUUGUCAUUUGUAUCGUUUCAAAAACGAUUAUAUUGAUAAAACAUCGAUUGUCAUUCCCUGCACGUAACUUACUAACAGUAAGCUCUAACUAUGAAUUGUACACUUCCCCAGCCCUAUUUCUCAUCUUCCCAAUCAAAGUGCCAUGGCCAGACUGUUGAAAUGACAGAUUGUGUCUUUAAUGUCGCUUCUCUAAAGUGAAGACAAUGGAAGAGGACAUCAGCCAGUCGCUGACCCCGCCGGUGUCACCCUUCGCAGGGGAAAGCCAGUGUGACCUGACCCCAGCCCUGCCGCCCUGUUUCUCCUGUGCAUCUGACCCGGGUCGGGAUGACACCCGGCCACUGUCAUCUGACGGUUAUAUUGGCAGGGGCUCCCUGAAACGGCUGCUGUUACGUCUGGCCCCAGCCCCUGCAGACUACGAAGAUGACACAGUGGAUAUCUUUGGUUUCCCAUGGGUGACAGAGACCGCUCUGGUGGAAUCGACCAAGCUUUUGUUUGGCCUGUUCAGGCAAAAGCUUCUUAAAUUAGAGACCCUGGUGCAGUCCAGCUCUCAUGACUUUGGCCAAGCCAGCAGCCUCCAUUAUGAGGCAGAAGACCUUAGGCAACAAUGUGUGCUGUUUCUCCAAUAUGUCAAAGUCUUCCUAUACAGGUACCUGGAGCCCACCUGUUCCCUGGAGGAGGGCCCCUGUCACCCCUAUGUGGAGCUGGAGGCUCAGCUACCCUCUGCUCUGCUGGAGGAGCUCUUUGGGGUCACCCUCCUCAUAGGGCGCCUCAAAGACCUGCCAGCCAACAUCCAGAGUGCCCUCACCAUACAGCACCAGGGCAAGCUGUUUCCUCCCUCCUGGCAUUUGUUACACCUCCACCUGGACAUCCACUGGUCAGUAUUGGAGAUUCUCCACCUGCUUGGGCAGAGGAUGCAAGGUCAGGUGGUGUACGCCCACCAGUUUGUGAACCUGACAGGGGAGAACCUGACCAACAACAGCCUGUUUGAGGAGCAUCUCUGCAACCUGCUCUCUGACCUCACAGGCAUGGCCAUGGGCAAAUACAGCAAGGUAAGGCCUACUGAGGCCCUGACCAGCCAUCACUACUACUGCACCUGCACCAAAGAGCUGUGGAUACUACUUAUACACUUACUGGAACACAGGAGCAAAGUGUUACACACACAGUCUUUCUGGAACUACAUGAACACACUGCUGCAGUCUCUGAUCAGUGGCCAGCCUGUAGCAGAGCCGUACGGUGUGCUCCCUACACACUGUAAAGACCCUCUGGGCUUCACCUGGUGGCUUGUCACUCACUUGGCUGAGCUGGGACAAUACAGCCGCAACGGGGCCUUCCAAAACGGGCUGGAGGAUAACUGGAAUUUUGUGUGUGAGCUGCUCAAGUCCACCUGUAACCCCAAGAGAGCGCUACAGGAGGACCAGAUCAGAAUGCACGUCCACUGCUGCCUGAGUCUGUCUCUGCUAUGGAAACCUAACAAUGGCACUGUCACCACACUCUGGGAGUACUACAGCAAAAACCUGAGCGGUUUGUUCACAGUGCCCUGGUUAGGGGUGUCGGGGCUCGGCAGCGUGAGCAGAACCCCCCUGGCCCUGUUGGACCAGGCCCGAAGCUGCUGCUCCCCCUCCCCCCUUCGUUCCUCCGGCCACACCCAGCUGUACCGCUCAGCCAACUCCUUUCAGAUCUUCCUCAGAGUGCUGGCUCUCUACCUGGCCCAGGAGAACGCAGGCGGCGCCCCUUGGAGGCAGAUCAAGGGCAGGGUGUACUCCAAGUUCCACCAGCGGCGGAUGCAGGAACUAUCCGAGGCUGGGCUGAUGAACUUCCUGCUGCUGUUCGUAGUGGUGGCCCGGCAGGCCGAGCUGGAGGACGUGGCCGGACGGGCCUGUGAGUUGCUGGGCCUGCUCCCUCCGGACUCCCCCCCUGCCCAGCGGAGCCUGGUGUGGAGGGGCCAGCUGGCUCUCUUACUGCUCUUCCAGGAGAGGGGCCUUGACGUGGGGGCCCAAGCUAGCUGGCUGGCCGCCUCCUUCUCUCAGACAGCCAGGGAGUUCUACCUGAAGACCACAGAACCGUCUCGCCGCCUGGCCCUCUGGGGCCCCCUGGGGUCCUACCUAGAGGGCGUGGCCGAGGUGUUUGAGACGAGCGCAAGUCUCGGUCUGUCGGAGGAGAAGCUACUCAACGAGGGGUUCGGUCUGCUGCUGCCUGCCUGCCGCCAGUCGGAGCUGAGCUCUACCCUGGGCUUUCUGCAGAUCGUGCUGAGGGAGUUACGGAGGGUCCAUCAGCGCAAUGUCCAGCCUGGCCACUCGGCAUGUCCCCCCGGUGCCUGGCUGCCUCCUCCCAGUGCCAGCGUGGGUAAAGACCGCCACCUAGCGGUUGCAACAGCUCUCUGGGCCCACUUUUUCCCCUUCCUCCGCAGCCUGCGCCUUUCCAACACCCCUCCUGCCCAACUGGCUGAUGCUGCCGCAGGAUUUACACUGCUGGCCUUUGACCUUCCUAGCUCUGCCCCCCAAGACCUCCAGCCCAACCCCAUCCAGUCCAUCAUGCAGUGCUUCAGCUGGGACGACAUGCUUCACCCCCUGCUAGUGACUCGCUACCUACCCCACCUACUCCAGAACAGUGAGCUGGUGUAUUCAGUGAGCUCCGGCUCUGGAGGUUCUGUGUCGGGCUCAGCCCAGACCCUGUCUGUGAGAGCCUGGUUCCGCUGUGUUCUGCAGCAGCACAUCCACAAGAACCCAGAUGGCACGGACAGCAAAGCAGGCAGGGCUCUGGAGGAGCAGUUGUCGGAGCUCACUAGGCUCGUAUUAAGGCUCCCUGAGGUAGACUCCCUACUGCAGAGGGCCGGGCUGCAGCCUGGAGCCGGCAGCAAGCUAGUGCCCAGGUCUGCUCUGGAGAUGUUCAUCAAGGCUGUGGGGCGUGUGUACAGUGGGCUGCAGGUGUUGUCUGAGCGUUCUGCCAUGGUCACCCGUGCUCUGGACUACACAGGGGACAUCAUAAAGUAUAUCAAACACUACCUGGUCAAUAAGAGUCCUCAGGAGGGGCUGCUGCUGGCCUACUGGGCUGUGGGGUGCGUUGUGAAGCACUGGAGUCCCCUGCUGGCCACCUCUAAGGCCCAGCAUCUGCUGUUCAACAUUGUCAACGGGCUGCUCCUCCCUAACUCUCUGUCCGGGCUGGACAAGGCCUUGAGGGACAGCCUGCCCCUCUACCUGCAGGGUCUGUCUAUAGCAACCAGUAUGUCUCAGUCUCAGGGUGCCUACCUGAAGAAACAGCUCCGGGAUGUCAUCUCCAAGUACCUCGACCAUUUCCUGCCUGCCACGCCAUCGGUUGGGGCCAUAGCCAAUCACCCGGUGCUGCUGGCGGCUUGCGAGGCCACGCCCACCCCGCGUGGGGCGGCACUGAGAAGGAGCAUCCUGCAGGUGAUCAGUGAGAACUUCUUGCAUUUCAAAGGCAACGCCCCUCCUCCCCGCCUGGUCACGGUCCUGGCCUUCCUAUUGGAGCUGCUGAGACGGAACAAUGACAGUGACCCCGCCCUGCUCACCAUGCCCCUCCCCUCUCUGCUCCGCUGCCUGAAGCUGGUCAACGAGCCUCACGUGAGGAGGACCAGUACAGAGGCCCUGCAGCUGGUGGUGGAGAGAUGUUCGGCCGCUGCAGGGGGUGCACCAUGUGACCAGACCGUCACUGUCCUACGGUCCUUUGUGGAGGAGAACGAGGGGUUGUAUGACAGACAGGUGUACAGUGUUCUGGAGACGAUAGCUGUUCUGGACAGUCAUGUGGUCCAGGUCCUGAUCCCUGUUCUGUCGCUGAGUCUGAGGAACACAGAACACAAGAGAGGACUGGGCAAGAACACCACACUGAGGAAUGCAUACAGGAAUUUGCUGACUCUGCUGGGGGACGGUGGUCAGGCGGAGAUCAUCAGCCUGGAGGAGGACUGACCCUUGACCCCCAGAACCAGGUCACCAUGCUGUUGACCUCAACACCACUGGGAUUCAUGUAUAGAUAUACAAUAUGUAUAGAAAUUGUCCUGUUGGUGAUAUAGAUCAUAAUUUAUGGUCAAGUUUCCAUCUUCAUAUUGAAAAAUGUUUCAAAAAAGGUGUUACGAAAUAAAGAAAAUGUGAUGAAAUAAGAUAA